Musca domestica (house fly) is the source of this 5662-nucleotide messenger RNA. RefSeq names its product probable serine/threonine-protein kinase DDB_G0282963. The transcript has 15 exons. Lineage: Eukaryota; Metazoa; Arthropoda; Insecta; Diptera; Muscidae. Bases 56 to 5407 code for a protein of 1783 amino acids. The record is from RefSeq and is a predicted model, not a curated record.
CAAAUACUUGAACAUAUCCACUAGCAACAAUAACAACAACAAAUAGUUAUCACCUAUGGGCAAGUGUAUAUCGAAAAAUCCAACAUCUCUUACGAUAGCAUUAUCUGAAAAAGAUUUGGCAACAGCCAGCCAUAUUUUAAGUAAAUUCAACGAAAGUUCAGAGUAUAUUGCACUUAAGGACAAGCAUAGGAAUCAAUUAUGCGAGUACUUUGCUGUCAACGAUGCUUGUGCACCAUCAAAUGGCAGUGGCGAGGUGGUUGUCGUCCAUAGAGCAGACGUCGGACCAAAGGCCAAGGGGCACAUUCUACAGGCACACAGCUGCGAACACAUUGCACUGGAUGCGGACGGACAACAAGUUUGGCAUCUUUCAUCGCAACAAGAAAAUAACCACGAAAACACUUGUUUACAUUCACCGGACCAUGGAACGGCUGUAUACCGACUGCUGGCUGCUGUGGAGCAAAAUCAGCCAAAGAUCAACACUAACAAUUGGCCCAACAAGAGCAAUGAUGCAUUUGAAAAUAACGUUGCCGAUGAUAAUGACGACGACAACAAUGCGGCCCAACGAAAUGACGACUGUAAUGACUAUGGAGACGUCAUAGAGUCUGUUGUGGACGAUGACAGUUAUACUACAAUUGCAAUUGUUGGGUCUGGAGACUCUUGCCAUCACAGCGAUUCGCUUACAAAUAAAUAUUUCGCCACAAUGAGUAUCAUCGACAACAAUGGCGACAGCAACAAUAACAAUAUCACCAACCUUGCCAAUAAUAACCACCACCGCCAAAGUACUAACAACAAUAAUUAUUUCGUUGAUGUACCACAAAACUUGACGGAAUUACUCCUCUAUCAUCAUCAUCGUCCUCAUCGUGGCGCACAAGACGAUGACACCACACAACAAGCUGUCUUGGCCAUGGCCAACCGAAAUCAACAUCGGGAGGAGCAGGAGCAGGAAUGUCCCGAAAAACGGAUAAACAGUUCUAAGAAGAAAUUGAAGAAAUCAAAAGAAUACAAUUACGUCGAGGACGCGGAAAAUUCCACGGAACAAAGUGCAAAGGGUCAAACCGAAAGCAAAAGGCAUUCAAAGAAACACAAUGCAGGUGAAAUUCAAACCAAAGGUACGGCCAUGUCUUUUGGAUUUCGCAAAAAUCUCAAUACAACGCCUAAAAAAUUGAAAAAAUUGCUAAAGGGAGAAAACGGCAAAAAGAAACAGGAUAUAUGUAAUAAUGUCUGUACGAAUGACACAGAAGCUGACAUUUCGGCUGAGCAAAUUGAUUCGGGUGGUUAUGAUACAGCAGACAAUGGUACGAAGUUCGCUCAAACUAAUGUUGGAAAUGAUGUGAAAAGUACAACAGGUAUGACAACAACCAACCCAACAAUGACGAAGGAUGAUAAUGGCAAUGCAGAUUUACUCAACAAUGUUCACUUUGAUAAAAUGGGAGCAGUGGCCGCAAACAACUUGAACUCGGGCAACACAUCAACAGUCACAAACAAUACAACAGGGUUGUUGACGGGCGUUGGAGGUGGUGGUGGUGGUGGUAAUGGAAAUGUUCUACUACCUGGUGCCGGCAGUCGCUUUGGCUAUCGUGGACCGAUACGACCAUCAUCUACAGAUAUAACAUCCCGUAGUAAGAACGAAACAAACGAUAAUGUUGAGAACAAUAACAAUGCUAUAGCAGGAAACAACAUCAAAGGACAACUCGUGAGUAACUUGAAACGUCGUUCAAAGAGCGCACAUGCCGGACGUACACCAUCCACAUCCAAUGAAAGCGAUACCGAAGCAAGUGCUGCACCUCGUGCCACUCAGCCCAAGACGAUAACGUUCAAUUUAAAACAAAACAGCACCAUUGAGUAUGACAGACGUCAGUUCUUUGAGCAGCCACCUGUGUCUGGUAUAAGUGGUCGCCAUGGCUAUGGAGGAAUGGCAAAAAGUAAUGUCAUUACAACGGGCAUGCACAACAAUGUCAUACUACGGCCCACAGCCAGAUUGCCAUUGGCCUCAACGACAACGGCUCCGGCAACAACAACUGCAACAGCUUAUACCAAAUACACUCUGCAGACAGUCAGUUUACCAAAGCCGGAAUUUGCUGUACCCAUUAGCAUUAAUGUAUCGACGCCAACAACUCCAGCCAGCACUUCAUACAAUUCCUCCUCAUCGACAUCGUCACGCACCAGAGACAAUUCAUGGAACCGUCCACAGCAUCCACUGACAGAUUCCAAAGCAGCCAAACAUAUGACAAACAGCACUCGACGAACAUUCUCCGGCAGCCGAGAGAUUUCUGCUGAUUCGGGUAUUGCUAGUCUUGACAUGGCUCUCGACAGUUCCGGUUCCAGUCGAAUGAGUACUGGCGCCCACAAAUCAUCUCCGAAACGAAGUCGCAGUCGUCCACGUAAUUUACAGAUGGUAAUGAAUGGUCGUCAUCGUUUCGAGGUGAGAGAUUUGGAUGACUCCUUGUCGAGUGGAGAUAGUUCUAUUGUUGAACCUUUGGCCUUACCAAAGUUGCCAACUGAAAAUCAAACUGUGCCACUACCGCUUAGCGGUUUGAUACGCUCCAAUACGGUAUUGAGUCGUGAAUCCUAUGAGUCACGCAAUGCUGAAAAUAAACAGAAACAAACAGUAAAAUUGGAUACUGAUUUGGGUAACAUAAGUCAAUCAACAUCGAGGCAAGCUUCGGAGGAAGAUAGUGAAUUUGUUGACGAAGAAAAGCUACAUCUGGAUAGAUCGGCCACGGAGAAAGGAGCAAAGGAACGUCAAUUCAAAGACAUCAAUACAUGUUCCAGCAAAACAUCGUCUCCCGGAAGUUCAAUUAUUUCAUCCUGGUGUAAUGCAGGCGAGUCAUUGGCAGCGAAUGAUUUUAGUACGUUAAGUUUGGAUAGCAGUGAGGAUAGCAAUAAGCAGGACAAUAAACUCCUAGAGGAGAAAAAGGAAAGCACACGUAAUCUGUCGUUUGAAAUUAAUGAUGAUGACCUGGUCACACUAAAUACCGAUGUACAAAUCAGCACAUUAUCUUCACUAACUGAACCUGUUACGCUCAACGAUGAAAUCGAUGCUUUACCAAAAGAAUCCACAACACUAGAUGUACUAUCCGAUAACGUCAUGGACGAUAUGGUGGAACGCCCGAAAACCCUUUGCCACUCAUUGAAUGAGACUAAAUUUGCCGAAAUGGCUUUGGAGGGUAGCACAUUUCUAUUGGAUGACGAAACUUCACCUACCGACAGCUUGGUCAGUAGUAGCGAAUCCGAAGGAGCGGCCUGCAAACAAAAGAAACACAAAAUCAAUGAGGAAUUGCAGGAGAAGGAUAUCGAUGAAAUUUCGCCAGAAUUAGACUUGGCUAGCCCUCUAUCGCCCGGUACUCCAACUCACUGCUCGCGUUCUCUGUCCCUCUCGGACUGUGGUAAUUUAAUUGAUGAUGAGAUAGCCGAUCAGCCGGCUCUACUAUUCAAUCAAGAAUCACAGGAUGGUGGGGCAGAGAGCGGCGCAUCGCGCAGAGAUCGAACCGAUACACCAACUCUGAUGGAGAGCUUAAGUUCGCUGCGCAACUCCAUACACAGCCAAACGAAUAGGUCACGCAGUGCCCUAUACCAGGCCAUGGAGUUGAGUUUGCGUACACCUCUGUCUGUGCGCAAGGCAGUGAUGGAACGGGCUGAGUCGCUCGACACGCUCUCGCCAUGCGAAUCAAUUUGUUCCGAUGAUUUGAUGAUGGAUUUCGAUAUGGCCAGCAGCAUGGAUUCGAUUGAUAGAUCGGUGUCCAUCAAAAGUCGCAGUGGUUCUGAUUUAAAUAAAAUUGAUGACAGUGAGCUGUUCUCCGAGCUAGAUCGCAAAGGUAGCGAUGUUAUGAAAGAGUUGAAUAAUCUUCUGAGAAAUAAUUCCAAGAAAAACAAAGAUCGAGAUAUAACUGCUCACUUGCCUGCACGUGCAACCCGUUUAUUGAAUCGUUCUCGCAUGCAGCAACACUGUACCUUGAACAACGAUAACGAUUCCGACAGCACAAGAUCUCCAUUAAGUUCGCGACGUCACCAUAACACGGCCACAUCGUCACGUAAUUCCACAGUAUCAUCGGUGGCCAACAACUACAAUAAUCAGGGCAACAACAGCAGUGGUAACAAUACGGCCAGCUCAUCGCUGCAGCGUAGACAUCAGAAGCAGAAACAGCAUCAACAUCAUCAUCCAGCAUCGUCAUCUUCAUCGGCCGCCUACCAUCAGCAUCAACGCGAUACGCACAGUUCGUCGGACGAUCUCAUGUUGUAUGAUAAAUCGUUUAGGAAUGCUAUGAUCCAAGAUGUGCUGCAGUUCAAGAAGCAAUUGUUACGUUUGCGCAAAAUACUGCAGGAGAAUGAAAAUUGUUUGACGAGGACCGAAACUCUCAAUCCAUUCGAGAAUGAUAAUGGACAACUAUUCACAUCCUGUGGCUUGGACAGCAAAUUGUUGGACGACAUCGAUUUGGCCAGCCUAACAUCAUCGACCACAGAUGACCCGGUGCAGGAACUCUCGGAUCUACGAAGACAGGUGGUUUACCUUCAGGGUCAAGUUGAUGAUCGUGAUCGCACAAUACGUUUGCAGAAAAAUCUCAUUGAACAGCUGGAGGCGGAAAAACAUAAAACGGCUCCAACUAGUGUUGAAGCGCCAAAGGAAUGUGUUACCACGGCAACUCAAACUGAAAGGACUCGUCCUUUGUCGAUUGGCAUGGAGGGUUUAUCGAGAAGUAAGCCGGAAUAUACCAGUUAUACAACAUAUUUUCCGGCCCUCAAUGGCACAACGGUCAUCCAGCAACAACAUCAUAAUUCUGGGCAACAAAAUCCUGGUAAUAUGACACAAAAUAAUAACAAUAAUAAUCAAACUCGACGUCAUACUGUUAUUUCGACCACAUUAUCGAAUUAUAAUCAACAAAUGUUUUCACAACCAACCAUUAUGAAUUCGAACAAAGUUCCAGAGCGUCGGGCAUCGAUUGCAUGGGACAAACCAAUUGCACCCUCAUAUAAACCUGUGAAAAUUACUUUAAUUGGCGAUCCUUUGAAACAGUGGAGCAGUAGUGGCUGUGUCAAUAAGUCACAACCAAAAUGCGAAGAAGAAGAAGAAAAUGUCAAGAAUUGUAAUAGUAGUAAUGGCCAACAAAAACAGCGGGAGUAUCAUGAAAAACAGUAUGAAGAAAUAAGCAAAAACACCCUAAUAAAUGGGAAAUGCAAAAGCGAAGACUGUCGUCCAGUAAAUACUCAUAGUUCUAAACCGUUACAGGAUAUUGUGAAAGCCAAUGAAUUGUUUAGCCAGACAACAUCUGUGCCGCCUAUUCAGCAUCAGCUAAAAUACCAGCAGCAUCCGUAUCAUCAGCAUCAUAAUCAUGCACAGCAGCAGCAUCAUCAUCAUCAUUCACAUUCACAUCAUCACAAUAAUCAUAAACCAACAGUUACUAUAGUUUAGUUUUCAACAACAACAAGAACAACAAUUAUGAUUAUUCUAAUUAAAUGGACAACACUUAUUGUUAUUAAAUCAACGCACACAAUUAUGAAAAAGAACUAUAUAUUUUCGCAUAAAAACUAAACACAGAUUCUGGUAUCUGUAACAACACACACACAAACAACAAUAACAACAAGCAUAAUAGUAACAACCUGUUAAUUCGCCUUUAAACAAACAUGCAAAACCAAAAACCCCGUUAUGUACAAUAUAUAAAUCCUA